AUGACAGAUUCGUUAAAAAUAUGUAAAAUGUUAAAAGAUAUGUUAAACCAGCUUGCCAUUGAGUGUGAUAUGAAAGAAGAUUUCGUGAGGAAAUUACAAGUAGUCGGAAUACUUAAUGGAGCAAACAGAAUUCAGGUCAUGACAGUUGAUCUUCCUAAGGGUUAUAUUACUCGUAUUCAACGCAGAAAGGUCUAUGAAAUUGCUGGUCGUCUAUCAAAAUCCAAACCGCUUGCUUUUGCUCUAAAAGAAAUACUAUGUGCGAAAUCUAUCAUCAUGCAGACAUUCGAUAUAAUAAACAAGAAAGAUGAUGUGGAUCCCGAAAAUUUUCUUGAUGAUUCUGAUGAUCAAGAUGGAUAUCACACACCUCCUAGGACCGUUAUAUCAAAGACAUUUGUGACUCCAAAGAAAGAGGAUAUUCAUCAGGUAUUUAUCGGACUUACUCCUAAUAUUGUGGAACUGAGUAGUGAAGAGUAG
Molecule: messenger RNA, 474 nt
Organism: Scutellospora calospora
Lineage: Eukaryota; Fungi; Glomeromycota; Glomeromycetes; Diversisporales; Gigasporaceae
Source: the annotation of a GenBank genome assembly